Leishmania braziliensis MHOM/BR/75/M2904 is the source of this 1686-nucleotide messenger RNA. RefSeq lists its product as hypothetical. The coding region runs from base 1 to 1686 and encodes 561 amino acids. The record is from RefSeq and is a predicted model, not a curated record. Lineage: Eukaryota; Euglenozoa; Kinetoplastea; Trypanosomatida; Trypanosomatidae. Gene Ontology annotation, biological process: metabolite repair. Gene Ontology annotation, molecular function: NAD(P)HX epimerase activity; ADP-dependent NAD(P)H-hydrate dehydratase activity. The transcript has a single exon.
AUGCUGAGCCGAAUUUCUGAGCGUUGCACUGCCGUCACCGGCCUUGAGCAGGUGCUGUGCCGUCAUGUGUGGAGCGCGGCGUGGCUACGUGAUGCCGAGCCGGCGGCGGCCGCCAGUCAGAGCAUCGAUCUCAGUUGUCUUAUGGAGCGCGCGGGCCUUGCCGCGUACGAUGUCUUUGCCAGCCUUUACGCUUCACAGCGACACUGGCUGAUUCUGGUGGGUUCAGGCAACAACGGAGGUGACGGGUACGUCAUCGCGCGGCACGCCCGCGAGGCUGGAAGGAAGGUGACGGUGCUGUCGAUGCCUCAUAGUAAACCGUUGCCGACGGAGGCGACAAAUGCUCAGCAUGCGUGGCAGGCGGUUGGAGGCACCGAGACUAUGAUUAACCCCGGCACGUCGCUGCACCUACCCACCGACGUCGACCUUGUUGUGGACGGCUUGCUUGGCACCGGGAUCUCUGGCCCCCCUCGUGAGCACUACGAGGAAGUUAUCCGGCACAUCAACGCUCUCCCUGUGCCGCGGGUGGCGAUCGACAUUCCCUCAGGCCUCAACGCCGAAACCGGUGAGGCUGCCGGCGCGUGCGUUAAGGCAGACCACACCGCCACCUUCAUCUGCCUGAAGCCUGGACUGCUCACGGGGCAGGCAAGAGACUAUGUCGGGCAGCUGCACUACCGCAGCCUCGGGUUGGAAGAGUGGAUGAUAGCGGCGGAGCGGAUGGAUGCCGCCUUGUGUCGCCGUGUGGCGCUGGGGGACGUCUACGGGUACUUCAGCACUCGGCGGUCGGCAGUAGCACACAAGGGCAGCUGUGGCAAGGUCGUCCUUAUCGGCGGAGAUCACGGCUUCGGGGGUGCCAUUCUUAUGUCGGCGGAGGCCUGCUUGACAAUUGGAGCUGGGCUCACCCGCGUGUUGACUCGCCCCGAGUACGUGGCGCCGCUGUUGACGCGCUGCCCGGAGGUGAUGGUGACCGCCGUGGAGACGGAGACGAGUGGGCAGCUGGAGCAGCAGAUGGUUGAGGCGUUCGAGUGGGCCUCUACGCUGGCGGUUGGGCCUGGGCUUGGCACCGGUGCGUAUGGCCAGGCAGCCUUAUCCGCUGCCCUGCAACAAGCUGAGAUGCAUCAGGACAAGACGCUAGUGCUGGACGCGGAUGCACUUAACCUCCUCGCAGAGCGUCUUCACAGCAAGGAGAUGGGUGCUGCUGUCGGGGCUGGCAAAUACCUGCCGGUACUGCCAAACAGCAUAAUCACCCCACACCCCGGUGAGGCGGCUCGUCUGUUAGCCUGCCGCGUAGCAGAUGUGGAGAAGGACCGCCUCGCGGCGGCUCGCCGUCUUGCCGCCAUUUUGGGUGGGACUUGCCUCCUCAAGGGCCCUGGCACAGUUGUACACUGUCAAAGCAGCGGGAAGACAGCAAUCGUGGAUGCCGGCAACGCUGGCAUGGCAAGCGGUGGCAUGGGUGAUGUGCUGACGGGGCUGCUGGCAGGCCUCGCUGCACAGCGAAUGAUGCACGACACCUUUGACACGACCUGCGCAGCCGCUCUCGUGCACGGGGUCGCUGCAGAUAUGGUGGCUGCCGAGGAUGGGCGUGGCACCCGCGGUAUUCGAGCGACCGAGCUGAUUCCCCGCAUACCCUUCAUCGUCAAUGCGUCCGUGCCAUCUUCUGCUACCCAGCAGCGACCAAGUGGACUGUGA